Molecule: messenger RNA, 1739 nt
Organism: Rhodamnia argentea
Lineage: Eukaryota; Viridiplantae; Streptophyta; Magnoliopsida; Myrtales; Myrtaceae
Product: beta-glucosidase 44-like
Exons: 11
Coding region: 24-1571 (515 amino acids)
Biological process (GO): carbohydrate metabolic process
Molecular function (GO): beta-glucosidase activity
Source: RefSeq, a predicted model, not a curated record
CUUACCGCAUCGAAAAUCAUCUGAUGUCUUCGGUAGUCAUGGGAGGCUCGUUUACGUUGCUUGUAGAAGUUCUCUUCCUUCUUCUUGUUUUGUGUAUGCGCAGAGGAAAUGUCGAAGCAGUUCGUUCUUCAAGAGUGAAGUUCGACAUGGGAGGUCUCAGCCGAGCGAGCUUCCCCAAAGGUUUUGUAUUCGGUACGGCCACAUCUGCUUACCAGGUCGAAGGCAUGGCCAGUGGAGAUGGCAGAGGUCCUAGCAUUUGGGAUGCUUUCGUUCAAGUUCCAGGAAAUAUUGCCGAAAUGGAUUCCGGAGAGAUUGCGGUUGAUCAGUACCAUAAAUACAAGGAUGAUAUUGAUUUGAUGCACAAAUUGAAUUUCGAUGCAUAUCGAUUUUCAAUCUCAUGGUCAAGGAUAUUUCCGAAUGGCACGGGGUAUGUAAAUUGGAGAGGUGUGAGUUACUAUAACCGGUUAAUCGAUGCAUUGAUCGAGAAAGGAAUAACUCCUUAUGCAAAUCUAUAUCAUUAUGAUCUUCCUCUAGCACUUCAACAGAGAUACGAGGGAUUGCUUAGCAUCAAUGUUGUGAAGGAUUUUGCUGAUUAUGCUGAGUUUUGUUUCAAGACAUUCGGUGAUAGAGUGAAGAACUGGAUGACCUUUAAUGAACCGAGGGUCAUUGCAGCUCUCGGGUUCGAUAGCGGAAUCAAUCCUCCUUCUAGGUGCUCCAAGCCGUAUGGGAACUGUACGGCAGGCAAUUCGGGCACUGAGCCGUAUAUUGCAGCACAUCAUAUGAUACUGUCUCAUGCUGAAGCAGUCAAAAGAUACCGCAGAAGAUACCAAGCGAAGCAACAGGGAAGAAUCGGGAUUCUGUUGGAUUUCGUUUGGUACGAAAAUUUGACAAGUUCACUGGAGGACAAUUAUGCUGCUCAAAGAGCAAGAGAUUUCCAUAUUGGCUGGUUUCUGCACCCUUUGGUCUAUGGAGAAUAUCCAAAAACGAUGCAGGAGAUAGUUCGUGAAAGGCUUCCGAAGUUUACUAAAAGGGAGCUCAGGAUUGUGAAGGGCGGUUUUGAUUUCAUUGGCGUUAACCACUACACAUCUUACUACAUGUAUAAUCCGAAUUGGACUGAAACCUCUCCACCAGGCUAUCAGGCAGAUUGGCAUGUUGGAUUUGCUUUUGAAAAGAACGGAGUUCCAAUCGGGCCGAGGGCAAAUUCAGGUUGGCUUUAUAUAGUGCCAUGGGGUAUCAAUAAGGCCAUUACAUACGUGAAAGAGAACUACGGAAACCCGUACAUGUUUCUCUCCGAAAACGGCAUGGACGACCCGGGUAAUGUAACUUACGCGGAGGGAUUGCACGACACUACGAGGAUAAACUACUACAGGAGCUAUCUGCAGGAGUUGAAGGCAGCCAUUGAUAAUGGAGCGAAUGUGAACGGCUACUUCGCUUGGUCGCUGCUCGACAACUUCGAGUGGCUGUUGGGCUACACCGCUCGGUUCGGCAUCACGUACACGGACUUUAGGGACCUCUCUAGACACCCGAAGAUGUCCGCCUAUUGGUUCAAGCAAUUGCUAGAAAAGAACUAAAGCAUUUGCUAGUUAUGCAGACUCUAGUUUUCGUCGGCUAAAUGUUUCCAAAUUCCGUUAGUAGCUUGUCAAUAGCUCUUCUGGAUUAUUUUUGCUUCGAAGUCGCCAGUUGAACCGGGCAAGAUCCUUUCUAGGAUGAACUCUUCAAUCAACGCAGUUAUUUCUCCC